AUGCCCGAUUACAAAAGGAACUCCAAAACCUCCGGAAGACUCCAAAACCAUCCACCAAAUAUUUUUCUUGCGUUUCCAAUGGAGUUAAUCGCCUGGUUCUUCCUCUCAUUCUUUACAUGCCAACAAUCUUCGGCUUUGGAAACUGGUCAUGAACUGGGCCUUCAGUUUCUGACUCGUGAGCUGUUAGCAGCAGCGAGAGAACCAGACUUCUUUGAAUGGCUGAGAGGAAUCAGAAGAAGAAUUCACGAAUAUCCAGAGCUAGGAUUUGAAGAGUACAGAACAAGUGAGAUCAUCAGAUCUGAGCUUGAUUCGCUUGGAAUUGACUACAAAUGGCCUGUUGCCAAGACUGGCGUCGUAGCUACCAUCGGUUCCGGUCAAAAGCCAGUUUUUGGUCUCAGAGCUGACAUGGAUGCCCUGCCUCUACAGGAAGAAGUAGAUUGGGAGCACAAGAGCAAGAUUGAUGGCAAGAUGCAUGCCUGUGGUCAUGAUUCUCAUGUAGCAAUGCUACUUGGAGCAGCUAAGUUACUCCAAGCCAAAAAAGACACACUGAAGGGAACCGUGAAGCUUGUUUUCCAGCCAGGAGAAGAAGGCCAUGCCGGUGCGUACCAUAUGUUACAAGAUGGUUGUCUUGAUGACGUUGACGCCAUCUUAAGCAUACAUAUUAUUCCAUCAGUACCAACCGGUGCCAUUGCUUCAAGACCCGGUCCAGUGCUAGCUGGUGUGGGACUUUUUGAAGCUACAAUCCGAGGAAAAGGUGCUCACGCUUCAUCCCCACAUUUGGCUAGGGACCCAAUUCUUGUGGCAUCAUCUGCAGUCGUUGCUCUCCAGCAGAUAGUAUCUCGAGAGACUGAUCCUCUUGAAGCUGCGGUGGUGACAGUGGGGUACAUAGAGGGAGGCAAAGCUGGAAAUGUAAUUCCGGAAUCUGUGAAAUUUGGUGGAACCUUCAGGAGUUUGAGCAGCGAAGGUGUCUCUUACAUACAAAAGAGAAUCAAAGAGAUUAUAGAGACCCAUGCAGCAGUGCAUCGAUGCAAUGCUACAUUGUACUUUAUGGAGGACAGACACCUGCCACAUCCUGCGAUGAUUAACGAUGAACAACUGUACAAGCACGCAAAGAAGGUUGGAGAGGCCUUACUUGGAGAACCGAAUGUGCAGCUAUUCCCAGUAACAAUGGGAGCAGAGGAUUUCAGCUUCUUCUCCCAAAGGAUGCCUGCUGCAAUAUUUGUGAUCGGGACAAUGAAUGAGACUCUGAAAUCACAUCAGCCACUUCACUCACCUUACUUCUUUAUUGACGAGGAGGCUCUUCCAAUAGGCACAGCUCUUGAUGCUGCUGUUGCAAUCUCAUACUUGGAUACACAUGUUGUGAAGACUUGCGAGGAACCUCCCUCGGCUUAUGCUUUUUGA
Molecule: messenger RNA, 1401 nt
Organism: Dovyalis caffra
Lineage: Eukaryota; Viridiplantae; Streptophyta; Magnoliopsida; Malpighiales; Salicaceae
Source: the annotation of a GenBank genome assembly